Molecule: messenger RNA, 1321 nt
Organism: Seminavis robusta
Lineage: Eukaryota; Bacillariophyta; Bacillariophyceae; Naviculales; Naviculaceae
Source: the annotation of a GenBank genome assembly
UCAUAUCACUUUCUAGCUUCCCGAUCACAGAUCUGUUCAACAAAAUUGCUUUUACUCGACCGUCUUGGCGCUAGGAGGUGCGCAUUGGCCACGUACCCGACAACACUCAUUCAUUCAUCAUCUCUCAUUAUUUUUCCACCAACGAACAAACAACAGAGCAAUCAACCAACCAUGGGCUGGCAUCCUGCUGUAGCAGAUCGCUCCUGCGUGGAGUUUACUCGCGAUGGGAAGGAGUUUGAAGAGAUCUAUUGCAUCUAUCCUUGGGCUAAGAAAUUCUACUUUCCAUUCGAAUACACCUUUCGACCGGCAUUUCUGUACGACUUUUGCCACACACACCACUGGGUUCCCUUUGCCUGUGUGGCGCUCUACUUGGCGGGCAUUCACUAUGGACAAAAGUACUUUGAGACGCGUCCGGCAUGGAAUUUGAAGGGACCAAUGGCGGCAUGGAAUCUGCUCUUGUCGGUCUUUUCCUUUUUUGGAUUCAUUCGAUGUCUUCCCUUUGUCCUGCACAAUAUUGGCACCUACGGAUUCGAGGCCACGCUCUGUAAUGAUCCCGAAAAUUCACUGGGGCAGUCCAUUACCGGUGUAUGGGUCCUCUUCUUUGUACUCUCCAAAAUUCCAGAACUCUUCGACACCUUUUUCAUUGUGGUCCACAAGAAACAGUUAAUUCUCCUUCACUGGUACCAUCAUGCAUCCGUCCUUUUGGCCAGUUGGCAUACGCUCGUCACCCACAGUCCCGCCGGAAUCAUCUAUACUACCGUCAACUUUGGGGUCCAUUUUGUCAUGUACUUUUACUACUUUUUGAUGGCCAUCAAAUGCAAACCCAAAUGGUUCCGACCGCAAUGGAUCACCAUUGCUCAAAUCACACAAAUGGUGGUGGGCACCGUGAUCAGUCUCUGGGCAUUUUCACUGGUCCACAAGGAAGAAUGCUGGGCCAAAUUUGAAAACAAUUCCGGGAUUUUGGUCAUGUAUGUCAGUUACUUUUUGUUAUUUACUCAGUUCUUUUUGAAUCGGUUUGGGUAUGGGAUCAAUGUCAGUGGUACCAAACAACGAAACAAGAACAACAAGAGUACAUCCAAAAAAGACAAGGCGACAUAGGAAUUAGACUAUGGAACGAGAAGAAAGAAACAACAGUCAACAAUGGCAAUAUUAAUAACCUUGGUGGUAGUUCUAGCUAGAGGUUACGCGCAAACAGAAAAGCAGAACGAUUCUUCAUGUAAUUGUGGGCUAUGAUAUCAUUCUUUCGUUCUAAUCGUUGCUCUACUGUAUUUUGCUCGUGGAAAUUGUCUCCUAACCAACUAGGUAGUCAACUAGCAGCUAG